Acanthosepion pharaonis is the source of this 2931-nucleotide messenger RNA. The record is from the annotation of a GenBank genome assembly. Lineage: Eukaryota; Metazoa; Mollusca; Cephalopoda; Sepiida; Sepiidae.
AUGGCUAUUUCCUCUCUUUGUAAUCGUUUGUUUUUCUCUUUCUGCUUUUCACUUUUCACCUUCUUUCUUUCUUUCUUUCUUUCUUUCUUUAUGUUCUCUUUUAUUCACAAAUGCUACUUUAUGGCAUACUUUCUUUGUUUCAUUUUUAUUCCAAAAUUUUACGUGGUCUUUCUUUUUAUUCAUAGAUGUUACUUGUGGCGUUCUAUCUAUCUAUCUAUCUAUCUAUCUAUCUAUCUAUCUAUCUAUCUAUCUAUCUAUCUAUUCCUGGGCUGCUGUAAUGAUCUCCAUAUCGCCAUUGUCAUUCAUCAUCGCAUCUAUCUAUCUAUCUAUCUAAAUAACUCUUUCAUUGCUACUAUCUAUCUAUCUAUCUAUGAUCCUUUUUUCUACUGGGCCAUGUGUCCUUUUAUCCACUGGGCCAUCUGGCCUUUUAUCUACUGCGCAAUCUGGCCUUUUAUCUACUGGGCCAUGUGUCCUUUUAUCUACUGGGCCAUCUGGCCUUUAAUCCACUGGGCCAUGUGGCCUUUUAUCUACUGGGCCAUGUGUCCUUUUAUAUACUGGGCCAUGUUUCCUUUUAUCUACUGGGCCAUGUGUCCUUUUAUCUACUGGGCCAUCUGGCCUUUUAUCUACUGGACCAUGUGUCCUUUUAUCCACAGCGCCAUGUGUCAUUUUAUCUACUGGGCCAUGUGUCCUUUUAUCCACUGGGCCAUGUGUCCUUUUAUCUACUGUGCCAUUUGGCCUUUUAUCUACUGGGCCAUGUGUCCUUUUAUCUACUGGGCCAUGUGCCCUUUUAUCCACUGGGCCAUGUGUACUUUCAUCUACUGGGCCAUGUGUCAUUUUAUCUACUGGGCCAUGUGUCCUUUUAUCUACUGGACCAUGCGGCUUUUUAUCUACUGUGUCCUCUGGCCUUUUAUCUACUGGGCCAUGUGUUCUUUUAUCCACAGGGCCAUCUGGCCUUUUAUCUACUGGGCCAUCUGGCCUUUUAUCUACUGGGCCAUCUGGCCUUUUAUCCACUGGGCCAUGUGGCCUUCUAUCUACUGUGCCAUUAGGCCUUUUAUCUACUGGACCAUGUGUCAUUUUAUCCACUGCGCCAUGUGUCCUUUUAUCUACAUGGCCAUGUGUCCUUUUAUCCACUGGGCUAUGUGUACUUUUAUCCACUGGGCCAUGUGUCCUUUUAUCUACUGGGCCAUGUGUCCUUUUAUCCACUGGGCCAUGUGUACUUUCAUCUACUGGGCCAUGUAUCCUUUUAUCUACUGGACCAUGUGGCCUUUUAUCCACUGUGUCAUCUGGCCUUUUAUCUACUGGGCCAUGUGUUCUUUUAUCCACUGGGCCAUCUGGCCUUUUAACUACUGCGCCAUCUGGCCUUUUAUCUACUGGGCCAUGUGUCCUUUUAUCUACUGGGCCAUCUGGCCUUUUUAUUCACUGGGCCAUGUGUCCUUUUAUCUACUGGACCAUGUGUCCUUUUAUCUACUGGGCCAUGUGUCCUUUUAUAUACUGCGCAAUGUGUCCUUUUAUCUACUGGGCCAUGUUUCCUUUUAUCUACUGGUCUAUCUGGCCUUUUAUCUACUGGACCAUGUAUCCUUUUAUCCACUGCGCCAUGUGUCCUUUUAUCUACUGGUCCAUGUGUCCUUUUAUCUACUGGACCAUGUGUCCUUUUAUCCACUGGGCCAUGUGUCCUUUUAUCUACUGGGUCAUGUGUCCUUUUAUCCACUGGGCCAUCUGGCCUUUUAUCUACUGGGCCAUGUUUCCUUUUAUCUACUGGGCCAUGUGUCCUUUUAUCUACUGGGCCAUGUGUCCUUUUAUCCACUGGGCCAUGUGUCCUUUUAUCUACUGGGUCAUGUGUCCUUUUAUCCACUGGGCCAUCUGGCCUUUUAUCUACUGGGCCAUGUUUGCUUUUAUCUACUGGGCCAUGUGGCCUUUUAUCUACUGGGCUAUGUGUCCUUUUAUCUACUGGGCCAUGUGGCCUUUCAUCCACUGGGUCAUCUGGCCUUUUAUCUACUGGGCCAAGUGUCCUUUUAUCCACUGGGCCAUCUGGCCUUUUAUCUACUGGGUCAUGUGUCCUUUUAUCUACUGGACCAUGUGUCUUUUUAUCCACUGCGCCAUGUGUCCUUUUAUCCACUGGGCAAUGUGUCCUUUUAUCCACUGGGCCAUUUGUCCUUUCAUCUACUGGGCCAUGUGUCCUUUUAUCCACUGGGCCAUGUGUCCUUUUAUCUACUGGGCCAUGUGUCCUUUUAUCCACUGGGCCAUCUGGCCUUUUAUCUACUGGGCCAUGUGUCCUUUUAUCUGCUGGGCCAUGUUUCCUUUUAUCUACUGGGCCAUCUGGCCUUUUAUCUACUGGGCCAUGUGUCCUUUUAUCUACUGGGCUAUGUUUCCUUUUAUCUACUGGGCCAUGUGUCUAAGGAUAAACGCAUUGGACACAUCGCUCAGUGGAUCAAAGCAUUGGAUACAUGGGCCAAUAAAAGCGUUGAGCCCAGAGACAGCAGUUAUAUUCUAAACAAGUCUUUCUCUCACGCUCUCUUUCUCUCUCUCCCUCCCUCUCACCCCCCUCUCUCUCCCCUCCCCUCUCACAUCAUCCCCUCUCUCUCCCCCUAUCUCCCCCCUCCCCUCACCUCUCUUCCUCCCCUCCCUCUCAUACAAUACUUUGAUUAUGAUAGUUUUGUUUAUAAAUUCUUUCCUUCGCGCUCUUAUUUUCUUUAUUUAUUUCCUUUUUUAGAUGAGACUAUAGCUUGUCUUUUUUUCUUUUCUCUUUUUUUUAAUAUAUCUUGUACCUUUCUUUUUUCCUUUCGGGAGACUAUAUCUUGUGUCUUUCUUUCUUUUUUUCUUUUUAGGAGACACUAUCUUCAGUCUUUCUUUCUUGUUUGCUUUUCUUAUUUUCUUCUUCCUUUUUUUUCGUGGGAAAAGAGAUUGUUUGUAAGUAAAUAUCAAAAAUUGUAA